AUGCCGCUCCCCAAUGAAGCGAUCAUUUUCGUGCUCAGCCGCAGCGCGGCGGGCCGAAAGCCUGCCCGAUGCCUCACAAGCGAUGACACGCCGAGUCCUGCCCUGCAGUGUGCGUCGUUUGCCUCCCUCGGCGUCUCACCGAGCCAACAAACCAAGGCCAUGUUCAUGUUGUUCCUGGAUCCUGGGGUAUUUGCCCUCGCCCUUUGCUGGAAACUCCGGGCCCGGCUCGCGCCGUCUCAGCUUCUGGCAAGUUGGAACCCUAACGAUGCGAUGGUGGGGGAGACCAAGUACUCGCAAAAGGAUUAG
This is a messenger RNA of Ustilaginoidea virens, 306 nucleotides long. RefSeq lists its product as uncharacterized. Bases 1 to 306 code for a protein of 101 amino acids. The record is from RefSeq and is a predicted model, not a curated record. Lineage: Eukaryota; Fungi; Ascomycota; Sordariomycetes; Hypocreales; Clavicipitaceae. The transcript has 2 exons.